This is a messenger RNA of Penicillium oxalicum, 1179 nucleotides long. RefSeq lists its product as uncharacterized. NCBI's taxonomy places the organism in Eukaryota, Fungi, Ascomycota, Eurotiomycetes, Eurotiales, Aspergillaceae. The transcript has 2 exons. The coding region runs from base 1 to 1179 and encodes 392 amino acids. The record is from RefSeq and is a predicted model, not a curated record.
AUGGCACAGAGCCCGUUUCAUGUCGACGACACACUUCACUCUUCCGAGCCUCAACCAUGGGGAUACGUUCCAACACCCGGGUACUUCGGCAGCCCGUACGCCACGCGAUCUAUCUCAAGUCCCUCUCCGUCUAGCGUACUUCAGACUGGAAUCGAGCGAACAAGUAGACCUGGCCCCGAUUCUCUCAGAUUCAUUCAGCUAUCUGAAUGGGAAGAAGGAAGAGCCUACCAGGCGGACCCGCCAACCUGUAUCCACUACCAAAUAGAGUGGCGAGUGACAAUCAACAAUCGGGAGGUGUCGCAGGACACGGAAGAAGACCUUACGUUAGCCCCAAGCUCCUUCUGGCCAUUAUCCCUGGAGAAAAAGCUCGAGAAAGUUCUUCGACGGAAGACUAGCCGCCACCGUCGGGUGACAGCUAAUGAUACUGUCAUCACCGUAUUAACAAGUGAUCGUACCAAACGCAAACUGACGAAACGAUUUAACGAUACCGACAUCAUUUGGACCGCUAUCGAGAAACAGCUUGUGAUGUGGUCUGAUGUUUUGUUCCGGGGUAAGGAGCUCACACCGAAGAUCAGUUUCAACUACAUAAACGAUCGUCGCUCUUCCCCAACCUGGAAAAAACACUAUCCACCCAAAUCCCAUCAUAUAAAACGUCUUAUCGCCCACGUUAAGAAGGGAGGGGUUCUAGAAGGUCAUAAAGAUAUGCCCGAAGCCGUACGCGACGAAUUAUACAGGGAGGAGCACAAGAGGCCCAGCAAAGGCAAGCGCAAAGGAGGCCACGUCGAUAGGUCUAGAGCACCAUAUCCUCCCAUUAAUAUUAAUAUCCUGCCCUCACAGUCUACCAUCCAUGGGAUAGAUGUUUCUACUUCUAAAGCGGCGGUUGACUUAACGGCUCUGAGCCCCCUUGAGAUCCCGGGUGCCACAGACAUAGCCGUCAAGGAGUAUACUGAAUGGCUAGUGUCGACUGUCGAAAGGGAUACCCUCAAAGCCGCAUUCCGACAAACGUGCGAGGUGAUGCUCGAGAACGGCCUCGAUCUCGAGCAAGUGUACAAGGACCAAGACCCAAAUUUUUCAAUCGAGAGAGGAAUAAAAAUAGGCAUCGUACGUCGAUUUGUAGAGAAUAUCGCAAAGUGGGUCAAGGAGGUGAAGCAAGCGGUGCGUAUUUAUGAGAUUCUUUAG